GGUUGGCGGCCGGUGGCCGGGCCGGAGGAUAGGAAGGAUGAAGGUGGUGUUCAGGACCGUGUUCGUCCUUUUGCUGCUAUCUGGGCGUUUCGCGGCCGCCGUGGAGCCCAUCAGCAUGGGGAUUGCUGUCGGGGUGGCCACCGCUCUGACUGGCCUUCUCAGUACCUUCCCCACGCUGUACUGCAGGCUCCAGGAGUGCUGUGAGGCCCGCUGGGUGGAGCUCAACUUCACAGGGUUGAAGAUGGACUUGGAAAACAAGCUGUUUGGACAACACGUUGCCAAGCAAGUUGUCUUGAAGGCAGUCAAAGGUUUCUUGAUGAAUCCAAACCCCAAAAAGCCCCUCACACUUUCACUACAUGGCUGGACUGGGACAGGCAAAAAUCUAAUCAGUAAAAUAAUUGCAGAGAACAUUUAUAGAAAUGGACUGGAGAGUAACUACGUUCAUCAGUUUGUCUCCACUUUGCACUUCCCUCAUCCUGAAUAUCUCAGCCAAUAUAAGGAACUGCUACAGAAAUGGAUACGCGGUAACGUUACCUUGUGUGGCAGGUCCAUGUUCAUUUUUGAUGAAAUGGACAAAAUGCAAGCAGGCCUUAUUGAUGCCAUUAAGCCUUACUUGGACUACUACGAUAACAUUGAUGGCGUAGUGUACCGGAAUGCCAUUUUCGUCUUCCUGAGUAAUGCGGGAGGAGAAAGGAUAACUGAGAUUACGCUGGACUUUUGGCAAAAAGGAAACAAAAGGGAAGAUAUUCAUUUGAAGGACCUUGAGAGUAAAGUAUCCCUUGGAGUCUUCAAUAACAAAAAAAGUGGAUUUUGGCAUACCAGUCUCAUUGACAAAAACCUGAUCGACUACUUUGUCCCUUUCCUUCCCCUGGAAUACAAACACGUGAGGUUGUGCGUCAGGGAAGAACUGAAAGCCCGGGGUUACGAGGAGGACGAACAUAUCAUGACGGAAAUAGCCAAUGAAAUGACAUACUUUCCAGAGAAAGAAAAGAUCUAUUCAGACAAAGGCUGUAAAACAGUGGCCACCAAAGUGGACUUUUAUUUGUAAUGUGUGUGUAUGUGUUUUUUUUAAAUCGGAAAAAACUUUGCUUUUCUACACUGGAUACUUUUAUAUAUAAAAGUAAUUAAAAUUGAAGCAGUCCAUUGACUGCGGAAAUGUAUGUUCUCCUUGACUUGGGGAUAUGGACAACACCUAUAACUACCUGUAGCGCCUUCCAUCCAAGCUGAGGUUAUCACAGGUUUUUCUUGGGGUGAUCUCAAGCAGCUAUUUAUGAAUUGGGAGUACCACACUUUGUUUACAUUGUAAUUUUCAACCAACUAUUUCAUACAAUGAGACAUCGCUUAUUAGACUAUUGUAAAAUCUAAUCAGUCAAGAGUGUGUUAUAUUUCAUGGAGUUGUUAUCCUUAAUCUGUGAUAUUAAAAUUUAUUUAUGUACUGUGAAUUUAUAUCCCAUCACCAUCCCAGGAGAGAUUGUGGGAAGUGGUAAUUUUUUGACCUCUUUCAUUGGGUUAAUGUACUUCAUGUGCAUUGGAUCCUCAAUUUCUUAUUCUCCUCGGUGGACCAGAUGAUCCAGGGGAAAGCCCCUUCAACACAGACCCUUUGGUUACUGAAUGAUAUUUUUUCAAUUUGCUUUGAGCUUAUCACAGAAUGGUCAAGGGAGCUUUUGCCUCUACAUUUUUAUCACUCGAAACACGAUGCAUUUUAAGUUUAAUCAAAGCCAAUUAAAAUGGUGGCAUUCCUCACAAACAGUGAAUCUUGUCUGUUUUAGCUUUUACUUUGUGUUGUACUGAAUAAUUCCUGCAGAUGCCUGGUUAGCCUUGGUGUCUCAUUCAAGGGUCUGGUUAUGUGAAUAACCCAAUAUAAAGUAAAAUAAUAUAUUAUGUAUUGUUACCUUUUUUAAAAGUGAAAUUUUUAACCAAAUUUUUCAUUGAUAAUAGGUUUUUAAAAAAAUAAAUUUGAAGAUGUUCAAA
Molecule: messenger RNA, 1971 nt
Organism: Hemiscyllium ocellatum (epaulette shark)
Lineage: Eukaryota; Metazoa; Chordata; Chondrichthyes; Orectolobiformes; Hemiscylliidae
Product: torsin-1A-like
Exons: 5
Coding region: 38-1048 (336 amino acids)
Biological process (GO): protein localization to nucleus; nuclear membrane organization
Cellular component (GO): endoplasmic reticulum lumen; nuclear envelope; endoplasmic reticulum
Molecular function (GO): kinesin binding; ATP binding; ATP hydrolysis activity
Source: RefSeq, a predicted model, not a curated record